Molecule: messenger RNA, 688 nt
Organism: Drosophila obscura
Lineage: Eukaryota; Metazoa; Arthropoda; Insecta; Diptera; Drosophilidae
Product: SUMO-conjugating enzyme UBC9-like
Exons: 2
Coding region: 124-597 (157 amino acids)
Biological process (GO): protein sumoylation
Cellular component (GO): nucleus
Molecular function (GO): SUMO conjugating enzyme activity
Source: RefSeq, a predicted model, not a curated record
AGUUCACGGUUCAAGAGGCACAGCUAUAGAGGUGAACGACGAAAAGUCAGUCAGUCAGUAGCAAAUCGGACUCGCACCGUACAACAGAUCAAAUUUUUACGAGGUAAGAGAAAAAAUUUGAAGAUGUCUGGUAUAGCGGAAUCUCGUCUGUCCGAGGAGCGCCGAGCCUGGCGCCGAGAGCCACUCUUUGGCUUUCUUGCGCGCCCAGCCAAAAACUCCGAUGGGACCCUUAACCUCUACAUCUGGGAGUGCGGCAUUCCCGGCCAGGCAAAUACCGCCUGGGAGGGUGGCCUCUACAAGCUGCGCAUGAUCUUCAAGGACGACUAUCCAACAUCGCCGCCCAAGUGCCGCUUCGAUCCGCCUCUGUUUCACCCGAAUGUCUAUCCGUCGGGCACUGUGUGCCUCUCGCUGCUCGAUGAAGACAAGGACUGGCGCCCGGUCAUUACCGUUAAGCAGAUCCUAUUGGGCAUACAGGAACUAUUAAACUCUCCCAACAUACGAGAUCCGGCCCAGGCAGAGGCCUUUACCAUCUACACUAAAAACAUCAACGAGUACACGAAGCGCGUACGUGCCCAGGCCCGUAACAUGGCAGCAUGAAAAAUAUAAGCACCGUAUAUAGAGCACUCUAUAUACACUCGAUAAUUACAUAUAUGUGGAACAAGUUGUGAAAUCAAAUAAACUCCAUUUC